Molecule: messenger RNA, 1946 nt
Organism: Mesitornis unicolor (brown roatelo)
Lineage: Eukaryota; Metazoa; Chordata; Aves; Mesitornithiformes; Mesitornithidae
Gene: CBLL1
Product: Cbl proto-oncogene-like 1, E3 ubiquitin protein ligase
Exons: 5
Coding region: 191-1522 (443 amino acids)
Biological process (GO): protein ubiquitination; regulation of cell adhesion
Molecular function (GO): ubiquitin protein ligase activity
Source: RefSeq, a predicted model, not a curated record
AAUAUUUGACCUCUUCAGAAACCCGUAGAUAAGUGAAAUUUUUAAUUUUUUUUCUUUCAUAGACAAUGAUUUGCAAGGAACAAAUAGUUCAGGAUCAUUGGGUGGUCUUGAUGUUCGUAGAAGAAUCCCUAUAAAGCUUAUCUCGAAACAGACCAAUAAAACCAAACCUGCACCUCGAACUCCAAGAAGUAUGAACAGGAUGCCUUCAAAGACACAAGCUGGUGAUGAAGAAUUUGAUUAUAACGAAGAGGAACGAUACGAGUGCAAAGGCGGUGAAAUGUUUGGCAAUCAAAGGAGGUUCCCUGGACCCAUCUUUUGGGACUAUAAGAUAAACCUGCUGGGGGAAAAGGAUGACACACCAGUCCAUUUCUGUGAUAAGUGUGGAUUGCCCAUCAAAAUGUAUGGACGCAUGAUACCUUGCAAGCAUGUUUUCUGCUAUGACUGUGCUAUACUACAUGAGAAAAAGGGAGACAAGAUGUGUCCAGGCUGUAAUGAACCUGUGCAGCGAAUUGAGCAAUGUGUCCGAGGGUCUCUCUUCAUGUGUAGCAUUGUUCAAGGGUGCAAGAGAACUUACCUGUCACAGAGAGACUUACAAGCUCACAUCAACCACCGUCAUAUGAGGGCUGGAAAGCCUGUUACUCGUCCUCCGAUUGAACCUGUACAUCCUCCUAUUGCCCCACCACCUGCUGAAAUUCCUGAGCGUUUCAUAAUGCCACCUGAGAAACAUCAUAUGAGCCACAUUCCGCCAAAGCAGCACAUCAUGAUGCCGCCACCUCCUUUGCAGCAUGUGCCACAUGAGCAUUAUAACCAGCCACAUGAAGACAUUCGUGCUCCUCCUGCGGAGAUGGCAAUGGCUCCGCCACCACCUCGCCCAGUCAGUCAGGACACCUUCCGAAUUUCAACAAGAAAACACAGCAAUUUAAUAACUGUCCCUAUUCAGGAUGAUUCGAAUUCAGGUGCUCGAGAACCACCUCCACCAGCCCCUGCACCUGCUCAUCAUCAUCCUGAAUACCAGGGUCAACCAGUGGUAUCGCACCCUCAUCAUAUUAUGCCUCCACAGCAACAUUAUGCACCACCCCCCCCACCACCUCCACCAAUAAGCCAUCCGCUGCAGCAUCCUCCCCAGGCAGCAGGUACUCCUCACAUGGUGUAUAGCCAAGCUCCUCCACCACCAAUGACCUCUGCUCCUCCUCCAAUAACCCCACCACCUGGACAUAUAAUUGCCCAGAUGCCACCAUAUAUGAAUCAUCCUCCUCCAGGACCUCCCCCUCCUCAGCAUGGAGGCCCCCCUGUAAAUGCACCCCCUCCCCAUCACUAUAAUCCUAACUCCUUGCCACAGUUCAGUGAAGAUCAAGGAACUCUUAGUCCCCCUUUCACACAGCCUGGGGGAAUGAGUCCAGGGAUAUGGCCAGCUCCAAGAGGGCCGCCUCCACCUCCAAGGAUGCAAGGGCCUCCUGCUCAGGCCCCGCUUCCUGGACCACACCACCCUGAUCAAGCCAGAUACAGACCCUAUUACCAGUGAUACGAGCAAUUAUAUAAAUAGAGAGUGCUAUGAAGAGGAUAUAACUAUACAGCAGCCUUUUAAUUGUUUGGGGGUUAUUUUGUUGUGGGGGUUCUUUUUAAAUACUGUCAUUUUGACUGUAAAAUAUUUUGGGGUUUGAAUCUUAAAUGAUUUUUAAGCCUUGGCUGUAGGACUCUGACUUCAAAUAUUCUGUAGUGCUAAAAUAAGUGGCUUAGUAGACCACGGUUGCAUUUUAACAGAACUUCUGUCUCUAGUGUGGCUAAAUUGUCCUAAGAUGAACACUUGUAAUAUUAUUUCCUGGAGAAAAUGAACACGUGUUGUACCAUUCUGAAUACUGUUUUUGUUAAAUCCAGUGUUUAGUUUCACUUGUGAUAUGUUUUUGUUAAACUGUGUACAAUAAUUAAAUUGAAAUAUGGUUGUAAAA